Molecule: messenger RNA, 4073 nt
Organism: Paraphaeosphaeria sporulosa
Lineage: Eukaryota; Fungi; Ascomycota; Dothideomycetes; Pleosporales; Didymosphaeriaceae
Exons: 3
Coding region: 27-4073 (1348 amino acids)
Biological process (GO): intracellular calcium ion homeostasis
Cellular component (GO): membrane
Molecular function (GO): ATP binding; ATPase-coupled monoatomic cation transmembrane transporter activity; ATP hydrolysis activity
Source: RefSeq, a predicted model, not a curated record
UGCGCCCCUACACCCGCGCCGACACCAUGGACGCGCACCGGAGCCCAGAGCGGCGCCGCAGGAGGUCGCUGUACCGGUCGGGGUCGAAUGUCAGCAACACGGCCAGCUUCAUGGAGGAUGUGGAGAUGGCGCAGGACGAGGUAGAGCUCCAGCCAUUGAACGCACGGCGCACACGUACAUGGAGACAGCAGCUGACCCCCGCCAUCAAGAUGUUUGCCGGCCCCAUGUCGGAGAGCGUGCCCACGAGCAUUUCCUCGUUUGCCCACCGCCGCGCUCGCGCAGACUCGACCACCAGCUUCACCUACUAUGACGACGAGCACGACUCGGACGUGGACAUCGAGGAGGAGGCCAUUGCCGAGGAGUACGGCGAGAUUGAGUACGACGGGUACACGGUCGAGGAGCUGGACGAGCUGGACGACGCCGACUCCCCCGCGCCCUCGCAUCGGCGGCGCAAGUCGUCUGGCUUCUCCAGGCGCAGCUCGGUCGACCGGCCUCUGCUGCGCAGGCAGUCGUCCGGGUCCAGUGUCGGCUCUGCCGACGGCACCAGAGGGCGCCGAAACAACCAGAAGAUCUACAUCUUGACCGAAGACCUGACUAUUGUGGUCGCUGGCUUCCACACGUCCAAGAUCGGAUUCGCCAUGUACCUCGCCAUAUGCAUCUCCACGGUCGGACUCGCAUGGCUCAUCUUCCAGUGGCUGCCGAGGUGGAAGGUCGCGCUGGUCGGCCGGCCUGCGCCCCUGAAGGACUGCUCGUGGCUGGUCAUUGAGAACCAGUGGGGCGAGUUUGCCGUGCAGCACAUCGCGGAGCAGGAAUACGGCCGCUCGCUGUCGACCGUAUUUGGCGUUCCUGAAAAGGACCGCCAUCGCGACUACGAUGAGGACUUCGACCCCGUCAUCAAGCAGUUGCGCUGUCUCGACUACCGCUACAUUCGCUUCUGCUACAACCCGCUCAAAGACAAGUUCGUUCUGGCCAACACGUGGCAGGACCCGGCCUGGACCAAUGUCACGGCUCUGCGCGAAGGUCUUGACACCGAAGAGCGUGACUACCGCGAGCUGGUCUUCGGCAAGAACAUGAUUGACCUUGCUGAGAAGCCGCUAGGCCAACUGCUAGUCGAGGAAGUAAUCAACCCCUUCUACGUCUUCCAGAUUGCCAGUCUGUUCCUCUGGUCUGUCGACGAGUAUUACUACUAUGCCGCCUGCAUCUUUGUCAUUUCGGUGGUCAGCAUAACGGCAACAGUGAUCGAGACGAGAGCUACGAUGAAACGCCUACGAGAAGUAUCGCGCUUUGAGUGCGAGGUGCGCGUGCUGCGAAACGGGUUCUGGCGCACCGUCGAUUCGGCCGAGUUGGUGCCAGGUGAUGUCUACGAGGUCACGGAUCCGUCGCUCACGCAGCUUCCUUGCGACAGUCUGCUGCUUUCGGGAGACUGCAUUGUCAACGAGAGUAUGCUCACAGGUGAAUCAGUACCUGUGUCCAAGAUCCCCAUGACAGACGAGGCCCUCGAGGUUCUUGACCUAGGCGCUUCGACCAUUCACCCCGAAAUCGCAAGGCACAUGCUGUUCUCCGGAACGAAGAUCAUCCGCGCUCGCAGGCCACAUGAAGACGACAGCGACGAAGAAGCCGCUGCCUUGGCCAUGGUAGUGCGGACUGGCUUCAACACGACAAAGGGUGCAUUGGUCCGAUCCAUGCUCUUCCCCAAGCCUUCCGGCUUCAAGUUCUACCGCGAUUCCUUCCGGUAUAUCUCAGUCAUGGCAGGUAUCGCCAUGAUCGGUUUCGUCGCAUCGUUCAUUAACUUCAUCCACUUCGGUCUCGCCUGGCACUUGAUCGUGGUGCGCGCGCUUGAUCUGAUUACCAUCGUCGUUCCGCCUGCGCUGCCUGCCACUCUUACCAUUGGGACCAACUUCGCCCUCUCUCGGUUAAAGCAGAAGCAGAUCUUCUGCAUAUCCCCGCAGCGUGUGAAUGUCGGAGGUAAACUCGAUGUGAUCUGCUUCGACAAAACUGGAACUCUAACCGAAGAGGGACUGGACGUGCUUGGAGUACGCGUGGUCGAGCGCCCUGCAAACAGAUUCAGUGAGAUUCUUUCUGAGAACGUAGACGUGCUUCCCAACUCGAGGUAUGACCGGGAUCCGACCAUUGAUUACGCGAAACACAAGGCCAUACUGUACACCAUGGCGACCUGCCAUUCUUUGCGACUGAUCGAUGAUGAGCUUUUGGGCGACCCGCUGGAUGUCAAAAUGUUCAACUUCACUGGAUGGAGCUUUUCUGAAGGAGAGCAAGGGGCGGGCGCUGGAGAUGAUGAACAGGACAAGCUCCGGCCGUCUGUUGCAAGGCCGCCUCCCGGCCGCGAGUACGACAUCGACGAUGAAGAGGACGACGAAAACAGAAAGCCAAUCGAGCUUGGUGUACUGAAGUCUUUCGAGUUUGUUUCGCAACUCAGAAGAGCAAGCGUGAUCGUGCGCCAAUUCGGUUCCAAGACCGCGCAGGUCUACGUCAAAGGAGCGCCAGAGUGUAUGAGAGAUAUUUGCCGUCCUGACAGUUUUCCUACGGAUUACGAAGAGCUUCUGGCUUUUUAUACCCACAAAGGCUUCCGUGUCAUUGCUUGCGCUACAAAAAGUCUCAAAGCCAACUGGCUAAAGUUGCAAAAGAUGAAGCGAGAGGAGGCCGAAAAAGAACUUGAGUUCGUCGGCUUCAUCAUCUUUGAGAACAAGCUGAAGCCUACCACAUCGCCUGUUAUCGAAGAGCUGGACAGGGCCAACAUUAGGACCGUCAUGUGCACCGGUGACAAUAUCCUUACAGCUAUCAGCGUCGCGAGGGAGUGUGGACUCAUCAACAAGACUGCUCAUUGCUUUAUCCCGCAUUUCGUCGAGGGCGAUUCGAGGACUGCACUCGCUAGCCUUAGUUGGGAGAGCGUCGAUGAUCCUCUGUUCAAGCUGGACGAGAACACACUCAGGCCUCUGCCCCCACCGGCCGAAGCCGACAUAUCUUUGCCUUACGAUAUUUCUAACCUCCGAAACUACUCUUUAGCCGUUAGCGGAGACGUCUUCCGCUGGAUCAUCGACUUUGCGCCAGAAAAGGUUCUCCGCGAAAUGCUGGUGUGUGGACAAGUCUUCGCACGCAUGUCGCCCGACGAGAAACACGAGCUCGUCGAGAAGCUGCAAAGCAUUGACUAUUGUGUCGGAUUCUGCGGCGACGGCGCGAACGACUGCGGCGCUCUCAAAGCCGCCGAUGUAGGCAUCUCGCUUUCCGAAGCAGAAGCCUCUGUCGCAGCGCCAUUCACCAGCCGCGUCUUCGACAUCUCGUGCGUGCCCCAAGUCAUCAAAGAAGGCCGCGCCGCGCUAGUCACCAGCUUCAGCUGCUUCAAGUACAUGAGCUUGUACUCGGCGAUCCAGUUCACGUCCGUCAGCUUCCUCUACGCGUCCGCGUCCAACCUCGGCGACUUCCAGUUCCUCUUCAUCGAUCUCCUGCUCAUCCUGCCCAUCGCCAUCUUCAUGGGCUGGUCCGGCGCCUUCCCCCAGCUCAGCCGCAAGCGCCCCACCGCCAGCCUCGUCAGCCGCAAAGUGCUGACUCCCCUGCUCGGCCAGAUUGUCCUCUGCAUCCUCACGCAGGCCCUUGCCUACGAAUACGUCCAGAAGCAGCCCUGGUACCUCCCGCCCGUCGUCGACAAAGACCACUCCAACAGCCUCAACUCCCAGAACACGGCCCUCUUCCUCGUCUCCUGCUUCCAGUACACGCUCUCCGCCAUCGUGCUCUCCGUUGGCAAGCCCUUCCGCCAGCCCAUGAGCCAGAAUCUGCCCUUCGUCGUCACCAUCCUGUUCGCGCUCGUGGUGACGUGCUACAUGCUGUUCGACCCCGCGCAGUGGCUCGUCCGGCUCAUGGAACUCACCCCAAUGAGUCUGGGCUUCCAGAUUUUCCUGCUUGUGCUGGGGCUCGGCAACUUCGCGCUCGCCUAUCUCGGCGAGAAGUACGUGCUGCCUGUGUUGGCGAAGUGGAUUGGGCUCGCGAAGGUGAGGGUUAAUCCCGGGUGGAGGAAGAAGAGGAAGGAGUAUAAGCUUAUUAGGGAGGAUGUGAAGAUGUGA